Molecule: messenger RNA, 1269 nt
Organism: Histoplasma mississippiense
Lineage: Eukaryota; Fungi; Ascomycota; Eurotiomycetes; Onygenales; Ajellomycetaceae
Exons: 4
Coding region: 1-1269 (422 amino acids)
Cellular component (GO): cytosol
Molecular function (GO): oxidoreductase activity; FMN binding; flavin adenine dinucleotide binding
Source: RefSeq, a predicted model, not a curated record
AUGGCGCUAUCAGAAGCUCAACCUGGAGGACAAGGAUCUCCCAGCAUCCCUUCGAACUUCUCCCACGACCUGCGACCCAUCCCGAAUACUGUCUCUGCAACAUUAGUGGCGAAUGAUCGACUCACACCACAAACCCAUUGGCAAGACGUCCGUCACCUUAUUCUAAAGAUCUCCGAACCAAUUCGAUAUGCGCCAGGCGAUAUCCUGUGCGUGACUCCCAGGAAUUUCGACAGUGAUGUGAACUCACUGAUAUGCAUGAUGGGCUGGGAGAAUAACGCAGACACUCCCUUGUGUUUUGUCCCCAAUGCUAAAUACGCGUCAGGCAACAACGAAUCCUCUCCCGAGAUCCCAUUUCUGUUGAAAUCGCCCGGUUUUACCCUCAGAAUUCUACUCACGGACUAUUUAGACAUAAUGGCAAUACCGCGACGUUCCUUCUUUUCCAAUAUUGCCCACUACACUGAGGAUCCCAUGCAUAAGGAGAGACUCCUGGAGUUUGCAAAUCCAGAAUACAUAGAUGAGUUUUACGACUACACCUCGAGACCCGUCGUAUUUCCUACCCUCCGCGGACGGCAAUUCAGUCUUGCCAGUGGUGGGAAAUUGAAAACCCUAAGAAGUUUACCCGGUGACAGUCCAACAAAUUCUGGCACUCGCUUUGACCUCCUCGUCGCCAUCGUCAAAUACCAGACAGUAAUUAAAAAGAUUCGUGAGGGCGUAUGUACGCGCUACCUUGCGGUGCUUCGUCCUGGUAGCACAUUGAAAGUCCAAGUGCAAAAAGGUGGACUGACUUCCUCAAUGAGACAGUUCUUGGAGCCUACAGUUCUGAUCGGGCCUGGCACGGGUGUCGCGCCACUGCGUUCAAUAUUAUGGGAAAAAGCCGCCAUGGCGACCACAUAUCGAGAGAAACAUGGCCUUGACGUACCAGUACCCAUAGGCCCUAUCAUCCUGCUGUAUGGCGGGAGGAAUAGGAGAGCAGAUUUCUUUUUUGAAGAGGAAUGGGAGGCGUUGAAAGAUGUGCUGGAUCUUACGGACCGCAUUCGUGAACAUGCUAGAUUGAUUUCUAGAAUAUUGCAUGAUUUGGGUGGCACAGUCUACAUUUGUGGAUCAUCAGGUAAAAUGCCCCAAGCGAUUCGUGAAGCGCUUAUCGACGGCUUUCAGGUGUUUGGCCAGGAAAAAGAGUCUGGUGAGAGGAAGAAGUACAGUCGAGAGGAGGCAGAGAAGUAUUUGACGGACAUGGAGAAAGAAGGACGAUAUAAGCAGGAGACUUGGUGA